This is a messenger RNA of Chilo suppressalis (striped riceborer), 1815 nucleotides long. The record is from the annotation of a GenBank genome assembly. Lineage: Eukaryota; Metazoa; Arthropoda; Insecta; Lepidoptera; Crambidae.
AAAAAUUUUAUUUUUAAAACACGUAUUAAUAGAUCGCUUUAAACUUUGAAAGCGAUCUAGAAUACGAUCUUGAGAUGCUGUUUUGUAUGAAAACAGUAUCUCAAGAUCACAGUCUCAGAGUUGAGAGCGAUCUAUUGAUACGGGCACUGUAAAAUUCAUGAUAGUACAUAUACAUAAAGCUUUUAGGAGGUUUAGGACCGAAUCUUAAAAGUUACAACCCUUUGCCUACAUUUUUGUCUACUUAAAGCAGGGAUGAGCAAACUUUUUCGUUAUCCUUCCAAUACUUACUAUCAAUCUAUGGCGAGCCGAGUUUCUGCUCAGGCCACUUAAGAUUUCGGUAAGUAUGCUCCUAAGUUUGCUGCGAAGUAAACAGGUAGGGCGCGCGGUAGAUCACCUAUGCGCAGGAUCGAUCAGAUAAAAGCGGCACUGAACCACGGUAAUAUUAUCAGAUAAUAUUACCGUGACUGAACGGUCCACUUCACGAAUGCACGAGGAAGGCCGCAGUGCGGGAGGAAUGGCGGCGUAUUGUGAGGCGCCCUACCAAUCCUGAAGUGAUGACCAAGACCACUCUGUCAAGAGUGUAGCGCCGAAGAAGAAGAAAUAGGCAGGCACCAGGUUUGGCAGCAGGGUUGUUCUUGUCGGAACGUGUCAAAAUCUUUUUUGUGAGAACAUUUGAUUUCAACCAUUCGAAGGCCGUAGGUGCCCCGCGGUCCAUGGUUUUUGCUCAUCCCUGACUUAAAGUAUGGAUGUUUUAUUUUCAAAAUUUCAUUAUUUAUUCUGUUAUCGAUAAUAAAUUAUCUCUUUUAAUUGCAGAUAUGUUUACUAUCGAUUCCGUUAGGCAACUUAGCGAGGGUCAUAUCAUCUCCGAGAAAAGCAAGGUUAACUUUAGGGGAACCUUCGCCAAGCUAUUACUUCACAAAUAUUGAUGGAUAUCCCGGGACAUAUGCGUUCGGUUACGACAUAAGUGAUCCACACACUGGAAAUGUGCAGUUUAGGAACGAGGAGAGAUAUCCGAACGGCACGGUUAUGGGUAAUUACGGAUACAUUAAUGCCAAUGGGCAGUAUCAAAGUUAUCGAUACGUGGCUGAUGACAAGGGUUAUAGGGUGAUGAAUAAUUUAGAAUACCCUCCAACUUUACGACCUACUCAAGUGGAUGCUAGUGGUUUCGAAUCAUCAAUAACUUGGUCCCGUCCAAAGAAGAGCAAAACUAAUCCCAAUUACAUCACGAAACUCCCGAUAAAAAAGCAAAUCAAUGCAAACAAUGUCUUACUACCACCAAGUCACCCAAUAGUAAAAUCUGAUAUUGAAAAUAAACUUGCAAAAGAUGAAAAGCGAUUUCCUAACGGGACGAUAAUAGGUAAAUAUUCUUACACUGAUAACGAUGGGAAUCCUAUACAUGUGAAAUAUUAUGCCGAUGAUGGUAGUUAUGGGGUUGAAUUGAAAAGUAUUAAAAUCUUGAGCGGUACUACAACCAAUCCGUUAAUGCUGAACUUUCAAUCGCCUUCUACAGAACCAUUAUUACAGAAUUCAGAAUUGUCUUUGGGGAAGUCAUCUGACUUUUAUAAUCCCAUCAACAUCAAAUAUAAGACAAGUGAUACCUUUGAAAUACUAAAUAAAGAAGAUAUUAAAAGCACUGCCGAUAAGAGCAGUGAUAAAGUUAGUCCAGAUUAUGAAAUUUUGUUUCGAAAUGAAUUGAAAACUCCCAAGAAAUGCGGCAAAGAUAAAGUUCGCAUUUAUUUGGAUAAAGAGAAAAGGAAGAUACGUGACGUGUCCAAAAGUUAUAUGGAAGCUGAGCAGUUCUGUAAUCAGCUGUGA